AUGGCAACCCCGAAAUUCAUCAAGCACAUAUCCUUUGAUGAUUUAUCACCGUCCCUUGUAGAUAGCCAAGCUACAGAAUUGAAAAAGGGUAAUUAUCACAUUGGUCUGAACAAUCACUUCAUCCAUAUCCCACCACAGUACAACCCGCUUUAUAAAACAAGGAGUACUCUUGAAGAUCAAUCGUCUGAUUCAGAACAGCGAGAGACAAGACCAAUAAUAACAGAUGUCGAACAUCAAACUUAUAAACCAAAAUCACAAAUGCAGGUCCCAACGAUGUAUAGUCAUCUUUUCAAUGAUAAAGUAGAUAUGAGUACAUCUUUGACUAGAAGUAGAAGUGAAUCACCUAUGCAAGCGAGAAGACGUCAAAGAGCAGAAAUGUAUGGGGCUAAACUGCCCCCUCCUCCUAGUAAGCCCGUCUUGAGGAAAGAUAGUACUAUUCAUUUUAGUGGGGAUGUGGAUGAUCCUUCUAGGAUUGAAGAUAUUGAUAUUGCUGAUCUGGAUGCGGAAACUGAAAUGAAAAUGACGAAAAUUACGCAGGAUAAUACUGCAAAGAAUUCUGGUUCUAAACAUGGUUAUACGCAGGAAUUGUUCUCAAAUUUAAAUGAGGUGGAAGAUAGGAUUGAGAAUAGAAGUAGACGAGCCUCUGUCGAUGAUCCCGAUAAGAAAAGAACUAAAUCAUUUGCAGGGAUGAGUGAUGAGGAAUUAGCUCAAUUAGAGAAUUUUUAUAUUUCUAAAGGAAGAUCAAAUAAAUCAAACCUGACCGAUUAUGAUUUUGGUGAACAAGCUUCCUCUGCUCAUUGGGUGGGGGAUAAAGGUUCAAGUAAUGGGAAUAUACCUGUUCUUAGCAAAACUAUGUAUGAUUCAUUGACAUUAACUUAUCCAUCAAGACCAUCCGUUAAUUAUCGUGCCAUCUCAAUGACUUCACAGCAUUCGGAUUUUGAAAGUUAUCUUACAAGAGUUAAGGAGGAAUUAGCUUCUAAGGAGAAGGAAUCAUUGACUGCAUUAAGAACAGUUUGUUGUUAUAUAUCUGGAAGACGUUUCACAUGGUCGACUUUGGAUUGGUUUGUAGAAAAUAUGGCUAAAGAUGGCGAUCAUCUAGUAAUAAUGACAGUAGUACCAGAGUUUGAAGAAUUAGUGGAAAAAUCAUUACAUUCGAUAUAUAAGGAAAGAAUAAAUUCAACUGGAUCUAGUCCGUCUCUUACACGUAGUGGUGCAUCAUCAUUUAAAGAAUCAAAAAAUGAAAGUAAAGUAUCAACAGGUUUGUAUAUUGAAGCCAUCUAUGAAGAGGCAAGGAAAAAAUGUCGUGAAAUAUUAGAUUAUUAUGUUAAAAGAUUAGUCAAUAAAAAUAAAAUUAUGAGGGUGACAAUCGAGAUGGUUAAAAAUAAUUCUAGUAAGAAAGCUGUAAGUGCAAUUGAAGGUUUAUACAAACCAAGUUUCCAAUUAUUCAGUACUGUUAGUACGAACAUUCAAAUUAAAUUUAGAAAUGGGUAUGUUAAAUUCCCAUUUUUCAUUAUGAAGCAUUUUUUUAUUCCUGUAUUUAUUAUCCCCUUUGAAUUUAUUGAUCCGCAUUUAUUAAUGGAAAGAGAUGAAGAAAAUCAAAAUACAACCAAGACUAGUGAUAAUUAUCAAUUGAAAAGAAAAGAUAGAUUAAAAUGGUUAGAUAAUCUUAUAGCAAAGACGCUAAAGAAUCCUUUUAGUACGGCAGCUGUAGAUAGUAAACCAGUUGCUUCAGAUGACGAGGAAUUAUCAGAUAAUUCCGUUACAGGAUAUUUCCCUGUCUCUAAGGAACAAAAAUACAAAAUUGACCUAUUUGAACGUAUGGGUUACGUUAGACCUGUUUCGUCAAGAGCAUUAUUAUUACAAAACAAUGAUAUUGUUUUUGACAAAGACGGUAAAAAGAUUACACAAACUAGUUCAAGGACUUCAAGACGUAGUUCCAGAAUUCAGUUUAAUGAUGGUGGGAUUUAUAAAGUCAAAUCCUUGAUUGAUGGAGCCGAUAUGACGCAUGACAGCGGGAAAAACUAUGAUAAUAUUAAUCGGAGUAGUAAAAGCAACGAAAUAAGAAAGACAAAAUCCUCUGCAAGUGGGACUCUUCAUCAUCAUGAUCAUUUACUUCCAACUGUAUCGCCAAGUUAUGGUAAAUUACCGAGAGUUCAAAACGGUCAUAUGCAUUUAGCAAAAGUUAAGAGUUCAGAGUCACAAAAGACUAAGCAUAAAAAUGUACGUGGAACGUCAACGAGUAAAACGUCAACAAGUAAAACGCCUACUACUUCAAAGCCAUCAGAAAAGAAGAAAUCCAAAAAGUCGUUUGGAUCCAUGUUUAAGAAAGUGUUCAGUUCUAAAUAG
Molecule: messenger RNA, 2346 nt
Organism: Naumovozyma dairenensis CBS 421
Lineage: Eukaryota; Fungi; Ascomycota; Saccharomycetes; Saccharomycetales; Saccharomycetaceae
Exons: 1
Coding region: 1-2346 (781 amino acids)
Source: RefSeq, a predicted model, not a curated record